AUUUUUUUUCCAAUGAGAGAGCUACAGCUCUUGAGACGCCCAUAGUUUCCCGUGCAGCAGAGUUUGCUCCAAUCUUUACUGCUAACGCUGACCUUCGCACGCUCUUAACCUUUCUUCUUCAACCCUAAGCACAUCUCAGCCUACCACCGCGCGAUCUACUUGGAGCCAUGACCGAACAGCUGACGGAUGAACAGAUCUCAGAGUUUAAGGAGGCAUUCAGCUUGUUCGACAAGGAUGGAGAUGGUUGCAUCACUACCAAGGAGUUGGGUACGGUGAUGCGUUCACUCGGUCAAAAUCCCACAGAAGCGGAGUUGCAGGACAUGAUUAAUGAAGUGGAUGCAGAUGGUAAUGGUACAAUCGACUUCCCAGAAUUCCUCAACCUCAUGGCUCGCAAAAUGAAAGAUACAGACUCUGAGGAGGAGCUCAAGGAGGCCUUCCGGGUGUUCGAUAAGGACCAGAAUGGCUUCAUCUCUGCUGCGGAGCUUCGCCAUGUCAUGACCAACCUUGGGGAGAAGUUGACAGAUGAGGAGGUGGAUGAGAUGAUCCGAGAGGCCGAUGUUGAUGGUGAUGGCCAAAUCAACUACGACGAGUUUGUGAAGGUCAUGAUGGCCAAGUAAUGAAACAUGAAGAAACUUUAUGAAAGUAUGAUGGAAAGAGUCAUUUCAUGACAAAUUAGUAAGUCGUUGUCCCUUUCUCUUCGUUUUCUCUUUAAUUGUAGUUGUAAGAUGAUGAGACUGCUCCCUCUCUUGUUACCAGUAUAUUUGUGUUUUUGCUCUUGUUUUCAUCUAUGUUUUUAUAAAUCCCAUUUGAUUCA
Phalaenopsis equestris is the source of this 814-nucleotide messenger RNA. RefSeq names its product calmodulin-2/4. Gene Ontology annotation, molecular function: enzyme regulator activity; calcium ion binding. Bases 168 to 617 code for a protein of 149 amino acids. Lineage: Eukaryota; Viridiplantae; Streptophyta; Magnoliopsida; Asparagales; Orchidaceae. The transcript has 2 exons. The record is from RefSeq and is a predicted model, not a curated record.